Messenger RNA from Fimicolochytrium jonesii, 324 nucleotides. RefSeq lists its product as uncharacterized. Gene Ontology annotation, cellular component: nucleus; cyclin-dependent protein kinase holoenzyme complex. The annotation marks the transcript as partial. NCBI's taxonomy places the organism in Eukaryota, Fungi, Chytridiomycota, Chytridiomycetes, Spizellomycetales, Powellomycetaceae. The transcript has a single exon. The record is from RefSeq and is a predicted model, not a curated record. Gene Ontology annotation, biological process: regulation of cyclin-dependent protein serine/threonine kinase activity. Gene Ontology annotation, molecular function: cyclin-dependent protein serine/threonine kinase regulator activity; protein kinase binding.
UCUACCGCCUUCACCUGUUACGUCAAGCACGUCAUCACCACCACCGCGCUCCCCGUCCCGGUGCUCAUCACAUCGCUCAUCCUGGUAUCGCGCCUCAAACAGCGUCGGCCAGAUUUGCGCGGUGAAGCGGGCUCCGAAUGCCGAAUCUUCAUCGCCGCGCUAGCCAUCGCGAUGAAGCUGCUCAUGGACAACACAUUCUCGGCGCGGACGUGGGAGAAGGUCGCGAGUAUACCCGUAGCGGACCUGAACGUGAUGGAGAUGGAGUUUUUGGGACAGAUCGAUUUCGAGACGCAUGUGGGCGAGGCGGAGUACUUUACGUGGUUG